AAAAAACGACGUCGGUGUUUUCUGUUUGCGUUUUAUUUAAUUAAUUAGUAAUUUUCCCUAUUAGUUUUGUUUCAUAGAAUUGAGCUCCCUCCAGCCUCGAAGGGCAGCCCCGACAAGAGCGGCGCGUAUCUUAUCUCUUUGUGUGUCACACAACCAUGAACUUGCUGGACAAGAUUAAGAUGCAGAAGAAGGAGCCUGACAAAACACCAGAAAUUCCAGUCUACUGGAUCGAAACCUCUGAUUCUGUCUCUCGUCACUUCCAGUUUGAACCCGACGGUCAACUCUCUAUGAAGGUAGUUGAUGAUGCAAGACCAGUUUAUCGUAGAGUGGUUGAAUCUUUCUUGAACAAGUUUUUUCCAUCAGGAUAUCCGUACAGUGUGAAUGAGGGAUAUCUUAGAUACACUCAAUUUCGUGCGCUGCAACACUUUUCUAGUGCUGCAUUAUCUGUGCUAUCUACUCAGUCGCUACUAUUUGCUGCUGGCUUGCGACCUACACCUGCACAAGCAACUGCAGUGAGUUGGAUACUGAAGGAUGGGAUGCAGCACGCAGGAAAGCUCAUAUGUAGCAAUUUGGGUGCUAGAAUGGACUCAGAGCCCAAACGUUGGAGAAUCCUAGCUGAUGUGCUUUAUGAUUUGGGCACUGGCUUAGAAGUUCUCUCUCCUUUAUGUCCACAUCUUUUUCUUGAGGUGGCAGGGCUUGGCAAUUUUGCAAAGGGGAUGGCAGUGGUUGCAGCAAGGGCAACAAGGUUGCCAAUAUAUUCUUCAUUUGCCAAAGAAGGCAAUCUAAGUGACCUAUUUGCAAAAGGGGAGGCCAUCUCAACACUUUUCAAUGUUCUUGGACUAGGAGUAGGAAUUCAGUUAGCAUCCACUGUCUGUUCAUCAAUGCAAGGGAAGUUUGUUGCUGGGCCUCUUCUUUCUAUCGUACAUGUUUGUUGUGUUAUUGAAGAAAUGCGAGCUACCCCUGUUAAUACAUUGAAUCCACAGAGGACGGCAAUGGUUGUGGCUGAUUUUGUCAAGACAGGGAAAAUAUCAAGCCCUGCUGAUCUUAGGUACCAUGAAGAUCUCUUAUUUCCAGGCCGACUUAUAGAAGAUGCUGGCAAUGUAAAAGUUGGGCAGGCUUUGCACAGGGCGGUGAGGCCUUCAAAACUUCGUGAAUUGAAAGAAAUAUUUCCCGGGGAGAAGUUUAUUCUAAGUCCUGGGAAUAAAUGGACUGAUUUGGUAUUGGAGCAAAAUGCUAGUGGUGAAGAUGCAUUAAGGGCAUGGCUGGUGGCUGCAUAUGCUUCGAGCAUGAAGAAGUCUUCUCAUGAGUCUACUUCUGUCACCUUGCAAGAUGCUUAUGAGAAGAUGAAUAGCGUAUUUGAUCCAUUUUUAUCUGAGCUGCAAGCCAAAGGGUGGCAUACUGAUCGUUUUCUUGAUGGAACAGGAAGCCGGUUUUCAUGGUAGCAUUUUAUAGUUUUGGGUAGUAUUUCAACCCUUCAAGAUAGUUUGACCCGCUGGUUGAAAUUCAAAUCGAGUAGGCAGCGAUUAAAGGUGGUUCUUGCCUUUUUACAUAACAUUUGUAUUUGUUUAGGGAGGCAACAAUUAUUUUUUUGUCCUUUUCACUGGUUUCCUUUUUUCUAGCUAACCUACCUCCCUCUUUCUCAAAAAGGACCGAGUAAAGCUCAGAUUAAAGGAUUGAAGUCAUGUCGAACUCCAGUUAUAUUCAAAGAAUCAUAAAAUGUUGGUGGACUUGAACGACCGAAACAGGAAAUGUAUUAUUUGCUGAA
Molecule: messenger RNA, 1765 nt
Organism: Populus trichocarpa (black cottonwood)
Lineage: Eukaryota; Viridiplantae; Streptophyta; Magnoliopsida; Malpighiales; Salicaceae
Product: protein root UVB sensitive 2, chloroplastic
Exons: 10
Coding region: 156-1442 (428 amino acids)
Biological process (GO): auxin polar transport; response to UV-B
Cellular component (GO): chloroplast envelope
Source: RefSeq, a predicted model, not a curated record